AUGGUAGGAUAUGGACCACCCACAUUUAGUGGUAGAGCUGGAGAAGAUCCUGAAGACUUUAUUAGAGAAUUUAAAAGAUAUAUAUUAGCUAGUCGAAUUGAUAUUACAAAUCUUGAUAAUAUUCUUGACAAUACUGGAACAGCGACUAUAACAGCUUUUCGAGCAUUAAAUAAUGGUGCCUUAACUGGUAUUAACGCUAACCAAUUUCGUGGACAAGCUUUGGUAGUGCGAAAUAAUACUGGUGGUGAUAAUACAAUCAUGGGAGCUAAUAUAAUUCCUGCAGGAGUUUGGGAUAAAGAUUGGUCAAUUGCCGGUGGCCAUCCUGCUCCAGCUGGAACUGCGGUUGUAGCACCAAAUGUUAAUGGAGGAGGAAAUGCUAAUGUAGUACUUCCAGGCAUGACAAUUGGACAAAAACUAUAUGAACUUCGAUAUAACUAUAUAACAACUAAUGCAUUAAAACAAUCUGCCAUGUUUGGUACAAUUGUACAAGGUACUAUGUCUGUUCAACAAUUUGUAUCAAAGUUACAGAGAAUUGGAAAACUUGCUAGAAUGACUCCCGAACAAAUUCGUGAGCAAUGGUUAAGAGAAUUAUCACCAAUGAAUCAAUAUACUCUUCGAUCCAGUGGUAUGUUUUUUCAAACAAUGGAUAACCAGCUUAGAAAUUUGGCAGAACUUGAAGCAUAUACAUUUAGUCAAAACAAUGCAUCCCAACAACAAAACUGGCAAGGACAAAAUCCUAUUUCAGAGAAAUUGCCCAUAAAAUUUACACCUACAUCUGCAUCUCAUCCACGCCAACGCAAAGCUACAGGAGUUGCAGAAUUUACUAUAGAUGAGAAUGGAAAUCCAAUAUCUCGUGCCAGACCAAAAAAAAUUCCACCAAAAGUACCAUCAAAAGCUAUGGAGGAAAUUCUUGCCUAUAAUCAAUUAAAACUUAUACAAGAUGCUGGUUAUUCUGACUUUGAUGAAUUUUUUAAAGCUCGUGAUAAUUAUUUUAGAUCAAAAGCUUGCUUAUCCAAUAAACCACAAGUUUCUCCCAAGCCAAAAACAUUAACUAAGAUUCAGCAGAAGCAAAUUGAUAUCCAAAAUUCUGAAAUGCUAAGUGACAUGGCAUCUAGGUGGUCUCUCAAUGAUCCAGUAUCAAAUCUUGCUGAGUAUAAUGAGGACAACUAUGAAGAUGAUGAGGAUAAUAGCUGUGAAUAUAACAAAAAUGAGAUUGAGAAUGGGGAGGAAUAUUAUGAUGAUAACAAUUCGGCUUUCUAUGAAAACAAUUAUGAAAAUUUUGCCUAUAAUGCUGAGAAAUCUCCACGUACAAAUUCUCGAUAUUCUCCUAUAAAAAAAAAACUAAUACAUGGUUCUAUAAGUACUACUUCCUCAAAUCAAAGUUUAAAGCCAGCUGUCUCUGCUUCUUUGGCAAAUAAAGCAGUUGCAGGAAUGACUACACAGAUACAUAUUACAGAUCUUUUAAAAAUGGUAUCUCCUGCUAUGCGUAUUGAACUCCGAAAAGCUUUUAUAGAAAAAGAAGACACUUUAUCUGAACCCAUGCAGAUAGCUAAUUUUACUGAACAAGGAUUCAAAAUAUCACAAGCUACUGUAGCUUAUAUUGCUGGUGAUAUUGAUGGUGUGAAAUUUGAUAAAGGUAUUCUUGAUACAGGAUCAAAUAUUGAUUUGAUUGAUGGCGAUUUCUUUGAUUCUCUUGGUUUUGUCAUUGAUCAAAAAGCCCGAUAUAUGAUUAAAGGUGCUGGUAUGAAAACACUUCCAAUCGGUAAGAAAAAGGGUAUUCCUGUUACUAUUGGUAAUGUAACUAAUGAAGGUAACUUUUUGGUAAUCAAAAAUUUAGGUCAUCCUAUUGUACUUGGAAUGCCUUGGAUUAAGCAAGUUGGUGGUAUUAUAGAUACUAAUAAAGACUAA
This is a messenger RNA of Acaulospora morrowiae, 1908 nucleotides long. The record is from the annotation of a GenBank genome assembly. Lineage: Eukaryota; Fungi; Glomeromycota; Glomeromycetes; Diversisporales; Acaulosporaceae.